AACACAUCAACCUAGGAAUCGUGGGUGACAUCUAGCAUCAACCAUGGCUGUCCACCACGCAAGGAUGUUUGAAGUAACGCUAUAUAAAUCUCUAGAACACCCUUCUCAAUGCCUAUCUCCAGCUCACAGUCACGUACCGAUUACCUGAAAGUACCAUUGUAGAUCAUUCACACUCCUCGGCCCAUGGCUCCUCUCAUCCUACUUACCGGUGCCACAGGCCUGAUUGGCUUCCGAAUUCUUCUCGAGAUCCUCCAGUCCGGUACCUACGACGUCCGAAUUGCAACCCGCUCACAAGCAAAGGCCGAGUCCAUUCUAUCCAACCCUGCCAUCCAGAACCUCUCCCACGGCAGCCGACUCUCCACUAUAAUCAUCCCAGACUUUACCGCCCCUGGAGCCUUCAAUUCUGCCCUAAAAGAUAUCACCUACGUGAUAUACGCCGGCUCCCCCGUUCCAGUCCCGGGCUUCGACCCCAUGACCCAAAUCUGGACCCCCAGCAUCGUCGGCCCAGCCAACCUUCUCUCCACCGCGCUCAACUACACCAACAUAAAACGCAUCAUCAUCACCUCCUCCAUCGUCGGCACCCUAGAUCCAGUCCCUAACCCAUCUAUCACCGCAACCGCGACAACCCGCAUCCACCUCCCGACCAUCCCCUCAACUUUCACCAACAUCUUCGAAGCCUACAUCCUCGCCAAAAUCACCGAACUAAACCGCACAGACGAGUUCAUAGACACCCAAAACCCCCAUUUUUCCAUCGUCCACAUCAUCCCCGGCUACGUCUUCGGCCACGACCACCUAGUCCAUGACGCCGAAACUGCUCGCACAAAGGCAAGUUCCUGCGGCAUGCUCCUGCGGGGAUUCACGGGCGAGGAACUCCCCAAUCCCAUGCACGGGGGAUUCGUUCAUAUCGAUGAUCUAGCUCUCGUACAUCUCAAAGCCCUGGAGCUUGAAACCACUUCAGAGACGCCUAGCAGUUUCGGGGCGUGCACUAUGGUUGACUUCUCAAGCGUCUGGGAGAUCAUCGAGAAGAGGUUUCCCAAGGCGGUUGCGGAGGGUAUCUUCGAGCGCGGAGAAUAUCAUACCCUUCCAGUUAUGUAUGACUCGUCUGAGACGGAGCGCGUCCUAGGUAUUAAGUUCCGGGCCUUCGAGAAUGCAGUGUGUGAUGUAGCGGUACAGUAUUUGGAGCUGAUGGGGAGGGAAGUCGCAUAGACUUUCGUAAUCGGAACUGACGUCAUUGUGAUAAAGAGUUUGCAUUACUGAGUUUGUUGGGCUAGAAUAGUGUUGAGCGUACGAUGGAAUUAUACUAGCUUCGAGG
Messenger RNA from Aspergillus ibericus CBS 121593, 1312 nucleotides. Its product is annotated as cinnamoyl-CoA reductase. Gene Ontology annotation, molecular function: oxidoreductase activity, acting on the CH-OH group of donors, NAD or NADP as acceptor. The transcript has 2 exons. Bases 184 to 1206 code for a protein of 340 amino acids. The record is from RefSeq and is a predicted model, not a curated record. NCBI's taxonomy places the organism in Eukaryota, Fungi, Ascomycota, Eurotiomycetes, Eurotiales, Aspergillaceae.